Molecule: messenger RNA, 3108 nt
Organism: Brienomyrus brachyistius
Lineage: Eukaryota; Metazoa; Chordata; Actinopteri; Osteoglossiformes; Mormyridae
Product: growth hormone receptor-like
Exons: 9
Coding region: 226-1677 (483 amino acids)
Biological process (GO): cytokine-mediated signaling pathway
Cellular component (GO): external side of plasma membrane
Molecular function (GO): protein binding; cytokine receptor activity
Source: RefSeq, a predicted model, not a curated record
UCCCGGCGCAGCCAGACCGCAUAGACAGUUUCGCACGAGCUCGGUAGCGGAUCAGUGAUUUAAUCGGAGCAGGCAGAAUAAAAACGCUUUACGUCGUUUUUACCUCCCAAACACCAGCUUUGGAUCCGGAUGAAGUGAUAUAUUUGUGCCACCAUCCGAGGACAAGAAUGAGACAUCUAGGAUGAGCAUUGGUCACCCAGGAGUUCUGAAGUAAGAGUUGCUGUCAUGGGUGUCUAUACCCAUCCAUCACUUUUCUUUGUGCUCACACUUUUGUCGGGACUGACAUGGGCAUCAACCACGCCUUCAGUGACCACUAGAGGUCCCCAUUUCACCAGCUGCUUGUCUCGGGAGCAGGAGACUUUUCGCUGCUGGUGGACUGCAGGAAAUUUGCAGAACCUCUCGCAGGCUGGUGCCCUCAGGGUUUUCUUCCUCAACAAAAAUGUGUCCCCUGGGGGCUGGAAUGAGUGUCCUCACUACAGCUCCUCUGAGUGCUACUUCAGCUCACGUUACACGUCUGUGUGGACUUCGUACUGCUUGCAGCUGCUCUCGGCCUCCCUGAAUGUCACCUAUGAUGAGAUAUGCUUCAAUGUCGAGGACAUUGUCUUCCCUGAGCCCCCAGUGGGCCUGAACUGGACACUCCUGAACGUGAGUCGCUCUGGGCUUCACUUUGACAUCCUGCUUCGCUGGGUGCCUCCACUGUCCGCUGACGUGAGUGCAGGAUGGAUGAGCUUGGAGUAUCAGACCCGGUACCGUGAGAGGGGCAGCCUGAACUGGCACACGCUGGGCAUUGAUUCCAGGACCCAGAAGUCCAUUUAUGGACUGAGCACCGGCACAGAAUACGAGGUACAAGUCAGGUGCAGGAUGGUGGCAUCUGAGAACUUUGGAGAAUUCAGCAACAUCACACUGGUCACUCAGAGCUCCUCUAAAGAUUCAGGAUUUGCUCUGGGUGUGCUGCUGAUCUUCGGAGCUGCAGGAGGAAGCACCAUACUUCUGUUGAUUGUCUUGUCCCAACACCAGAGGUUGGCAGUGUUGUUCUUACCACCUAUUCCAAGCCCCAGGAUCAAAGGGGUCGACCCAGACCUGCUGAAGAAUGGCAAAAUAGAUGAGGUCAACUCCAUUCUACACAUCCACCCCCACAAAGCGAACAUCUGCAAUGAAGAUUUGCUAAUCGAUUUCCUCAAGCUGGACCUGGAGGAACCAAACCACAGAGCGGAGAAAUGCCUUGUGGACCCAGGCAAACCUGCUGUCCCGUGCCGGAAAGACGAUUUGACCCAAGACAGCAGUUUCAGCUCAGAGCAGCUUAGGCCCCAGGCCGCACUCUCCAGCACAGCACCUCCGCAGCCACUGUCUCCCUUCUCCUCCUGCCAGUUAAGCACAGCCUCCAGCAGGCCACUGCUUGCUAAGCAGAGCUGUAGCCCCUGCUGUGGCACUGCGGCCUUCUACAGCCAGGUGGGUGAGGUCACUUCUAUAGGUGGAGUCAUGCUGUCCACUAGACAAGAGCGUAAAGUGGAAAAGGAGAUGAGGGUGACACAGCCUGAGACGCCAGACAGCAGCACCUACACCUCAGAGGAGUGUGCUAGACACAUUAGCGCUGACUCCUCUACAGAGGGCUGCAAACCAUCAGCCAAGACCUCCAGCCUGCCUGUACCCCCAGUCUCUGGCUACAUGAUGCUGUAGGGCCAAACCCUAACAUAACCCCUGAUGUUCAUGCUAUUAUGCAUAAACGGUCUCCAUAAGAGAUUCUUCUUGCUCAGAUAUUUUUGAGAAUCAUGUUUAUUUGAAUUGUACAUUAUCUAAAUUAAAAUAAUUAGGGUACUGGGAGUCUGGCACCUGCAAAUGGUGCUGAUUGACACUUUCGGUUUACAGUAUAAACAUGCAUAUCAUUACAGACAUUGUUGAGGUUUUUUUCUACAAAUGGACAAUCUAAACAUUUUGUAUUGCUCUAGUUACAUGGGUCAGUAGGCUAUUUUUAAACGGUUUAGGUAUCAUUUAUGCUGCUCAUCUGCCCGUAAACUGUGUCUGUUUAAGAGAAAGCUUUACAGCAAUCGGAUUACACGCAUAUAAUCAUUUUUGCUGACUUGGUUUUUGGUAAAGGCUCGUCUUUAAGCUGCGUACGAUGGCUUCUGCACUCAGCUUCCAGCUUGAGAUUUUGCAGGAAUGGCUUUUCCGCUGAAGACGCAGUGAAUUGUUAGUGCUUGAUGACCAAAGAAAUAGCGGAUCCAUCUGUGAUUUACUCUGCUCUGGUUACUGUAGUUUUCUUGUCGCACAGCACAGCCAUCAGUCGUGAGUACAUGUGACAGAAUUCCUGGUUUACUAGGUGUUUAGUCACUACGACGGAAAUAAGAGCACAGUAAUAAGACAGUAACACAGAGUUUACAUGAAAUACAUGCACAUGUGUAUGACAACAUGAUGUAUGUUAAUAAAAUGUACAAGGUCGUACCUACUGAAAGGAAAAUCAUCACUUAUUAAUAAUCAAUACUGAGCUAAAGAAAAACCUCCACUAGAAUUAACGAUACAAAACGAGGACCGGGCUCCCUUCAGUGUCUUAACAGGCACUGGAAGACACAGUCACAGCGAUGGACUUUAAAAUAUAACAUCUUCAAUAAGACUGACCUUAUAUCACGGGUACAUGUUUUACUGAGUGUUGUCAAGUCCUUUAUUAUAAGUGCCUUUGGGCUUUUUCUGAAAUUGCUUAUAAUUUCACCGAGUUGCAGAUUGUGUGUUUUUUUUCUUAUUUUGAAGCUGUACAAACUGCCUGUUACCUUUCUGUACUGCCACAUUCUUCUCAUUCACACAUUAAUUCACUUCUUAAUUUGCUGACUAGUUUCAACCAUUUCGGCUAACUUGAUUAAAUAUGAGUUUACAUCAUCUUCCACCACUUAAUUUUUGGCCAGAAUUCGACAUUGAAUGAGUGUUUAUAGGUUAAUUAGGACUUCUUGUCAUGCACAUAUGUCAUAAUUUUGCAUCUCUCUGAAAUAUGUUGUAAUUUUUUGGUUUAGUUUCCAAUAAUGUGUGUAAAAUGUGCUACAAAGAAUCAAAUAUGGUCUAUGGCGGGUUAUUUACUGUCACUAACAAAAGAAAAUGAUAAAUUAAAACUUCAGAAAUAUG